Molecule: messenger RNA, 13682 nt
Organism: Gaeumannomyces tritici R3-111a-1
Lineage: Eukaryota; Fungi; Ascomycota; Sordariomycetes; Magnaporthales; Magnaporthaceae
Product: dynein heavy chain
Exons: 2
Coding region: 334-13356 (4340 amino acids)
Biological process (GO): microtubule-based movement
Cellular component (GO): dynein complex
Molecular function (GO): dynein intermediate chain binding; minus-end-directed microtubule motor activity; ATP hydrolysis activity
Source: RefSeq, a predicted model, not a curated record
GGAAAAGUCAUGAGCAAAGCACCGCUUCCUCACACUCCUUACCACCAUCCACCAACUCUUGCUCUAGUCUGCCUAUCAGAGGAACGGCUCUCGACGCGUGAUACCCAUCGUUUUGAUUUCUUCCUUUCGCUCCGACUCGUGCAGUCCCUUUUCCCGCAUACGGCCUCCCCCCAGCAAACGCGGUCCCUCACCGGAUAUUACCUUUCUCCAAGUGCCGACUUUAAUACAACCUCCCUAUACCCCACGCAUCACAAGCCAUGACCUCGCCGGUCCCCUAGAUCAGCAAACAAGACAUAUUCGCAGCAGUCGCGACAGCGACAGCGACCGCCGACCAUGGACGUCGUCCCCUCGACCCAGGUCGUGAGUCCUGGCGCCAACGGCGUCGGGCCGCCCGCAUUUCCCACAAUGGACGGCGGGAAGCUCGUCGAGCACUUGAGGAUAGUGCUUGGGGCCGCCCUGGGCGCCACCCGCGAGGAGCUCGAGGCCCCGGACAGCCUGCUCUCCAACGCCUUCUACUCGGAUACGCUUCACCGAUGCACCCGCUUCGCCAACGAGCCGCAGGUCUCCCUGCUGAUCCAGAAGGAGAUGACGUCGGCUCCCACGAUAGAAGAGGCCGAUGACGACUCAAAAGCCCCAGGGCACAAAUUCAACAUCGUCCACGACAUGUCGGCGUCGGCGACCGUGGUCGCCUAUCUCAGCCUUCUCAAGCGGCCGCAGCCGCUCGACCCCAGCAUCCCGCUUGUGGCCCAGAUUCAGAUGUUGAACCUGCCCGGCCCCGCAUACCUUGCGUCCACCACCGGAGAUCAGGGCCCGUCGGCCUCACCGUUCGAGAUCUUGCAGCUUUACCUCCACAACGGCCUCGCGCCCUACUUCGACGCCAGCACCAAGAGUCAGCAGACGGCAACGGGCGCAAGAGGCAGGGCAGAUGUGGAUGCCAAGACUGGUAUCCCGGUCACGAAGAAGCGCUGGACAGAGCUGGAGCUGAGCCUGUCCCACCUCCAGCAGAAUGUCGAGAUCCCCGAGGUCGCACUGCCGUUCCACCCCAUAGUUCAGACGGCCCUGGACGAGGCUGCGUCGCGCAACACCCGACCGAGCUUGGAGCUGAUUCCCAGCAGCCUGCUCCACGACAGUCACUUCCUCAACAACCUACAGGCUACGGUGAACAACUGGAUCAAGUCCAUCCAGGUCAUAACCAAGAUGACGCGCGACCCAACGACAGGAAGGGCAAACCAGGAGAUCAACUUUUGGCUGUCAAUGGAGUCUGCUCUUGAGGGUAUCGAGGCUCAACUGAGGGGUGAGGGCGUUAUGCUCACCCUCGAGAUCUUGAAGCAAGCAAAGCGUUUUCAGGCAACUGUCAGCUUCUCGGCCGACACAGGCCUGAAAGAGGCCAUGGACAAGGUCCAGAAGUACAACCAGCUGAUGCGCGACUUCCCCCUUGAUGAGCUGCUGUCCACAACGUCGCUGUCGAGGGUUGAGGUCACCAUCGAGCAGAUAUUCAACCAUCUGAACAAGAAACUUAAGAUCUGCCCUUACCCCAUCCGCCGGUCGCUCGCGCUGGUCGAUGCGAUAUCGGAGGACUUGGACGAGGUUCUGCACCGGCUGCUUCCCGGCACAGAGCUCGUCGAUCUUGACUACACGCAAUUCACCGCUGUUAUGAAGGCGACUGAAGCAAUCUUCGUGACGUGGGAUGAGAAUGUCAAGGAGUUCACCAACGUAGCUCGCGAGGUCAUGCGUCGUCGUACCGAGAAGUUCAUCCCCAUCAAGUUCAACCCAAAGCAUAUCGAGCUCCAGAACCGGCUCAAAUAUGUCAGCAAUUUCCGUGACAACCAUGAGCAGCUUCAGCGGACCAUCUUGAAUGUCCUCACACCCAAGCCCUCGGCCAACGGUUCUGUCGAGGGGCCAAAUGGCUCUCUCAUGGCGGAGGAGAUGGGCGACGUGGCCGCCAUUAAGGAAGUCGAGGCCGCGUGGGAGGGUCUCCGUCACAUUGAUCUCCUGGACGUCUCGAGCGAGGGCACGGCAAGAUGGGUGAGGGCAGAGAACGUGUACAACGAGCGGACAUCGCGUGUCGAGAAUUCCAUCAUCGCAAAGCUGCGUGACCGACUGGCAACUGCAAAGAACGCCAACGAGAUGUUCCGUGUCUUCUCAAAGUUUAAUGCCCUCUUCGUCCGCCCCAAGAUCCGUGGCGCCAUUGCGGAGUACCAGACCCAGCUCAUCGACAACGUCAAGCAGGCCAUCGCGGCUCUGCACGAGCGUUUCAAGCAGCAGUACGGCCACUCCGAGGCCCACGCCAUGGCCCAGCUCCACGACCUGCCCCCGGUCGCAGGUGCUAUCAUCUGGGCUCGCCAGAUCGAGCAGCAGCUGGAUGGGUACAUGAAGAAGGUCGAGGACGUCCUUGGUGCAGACUGGUCUCUCCACGCCGAAGGCCAAAAGCUGUACUCGGAGAGCCGACUGUUCCGCAAGAAGCUGGAUACCCGUCCCAUCUACCAGGCAUGGAUGGAGGAUGCCCGACGUAAGCACGCGUCCAUCGCGGGUCUGCUCUUUAGCGUCCACAGGAUCCGCUCGGCCGGAAACACCCUCGAGCUCGUGGUGAAUUUCGACCCCCAUGUCAUUGCACUGUUCAAGGAGACGCGGAACCUCAUCUGGCUCGGCUACGCGAUACCCCAUCAGAUCAGCAAUGUGGCCAAGGAGGCGAAGCGUGUCUAUCCCUACGCCGUCAGUCUCAUGGAGAGCGUCCGGACGUUCGCGCAAACCACCCGCCAGAUCUCCGAGAUGUCCCAGGUCUCGAUGCUUCUCAAUGGCCACCGCAACGAGGUCCAAGCACUUGUCGUCAAGGGUGUACCUCUGAAGUGGGAGUCAUUUGUGAAUUCGUAUGAGCUUCACUUCAACCCCGCAAAGCUGGCCAACGGCGGCCUUGACCGGAGCCUGGGAAAGGGUGAGAGCAAACACGUCAUGUUCAUCCGUGACUUUGCCUCCAAGGUCUCCCUGCUGCAGACAAAAACGGUUACUCUGGCCUCGGUGCACCAAAACAUUCAGAAGGCCCUGAUGGAGCUCGGCACGUGCCCUUACGAGGCCAAGGCGUUUGAGGACCGUCUGGAUGCUAUUCAAAAAGGUGUUGAUACGCUGAACCUGGAGCAAUACGUCAAUCUCGGGUACUGGGUCAAGAGGGUAAACGGCCAGAUCAAGUCAAUUCUGCUUACGCGCCUCCAGAGGGCGAUCCAGGCGUGGAUCGAGGCUUUCGAGGAGGACGUUUCCGAAGACAGGAGAAGGAGCCAAGCCGACCCCUCGGAAGCGAAGCCCGGAAUUCCUACCAUGAGGAGGUUGGUGCACGAGAUUACCAUGCGGAACCAGCUCAUUUACCUCGAUCCUCCCCUGGCAUUCGCUCGGGCUAGCUGGUACCUGCAGCUCCAAGAAUGGCUCGGCAUCAUCUGUCACCAGAAGAAGAUCAAGGCCACCAGGUACCAAAUGAGCAUCACCACCACCACGACGGACGAGGCGCGGUUUGACGAUCUGCCCGCCGAGUGCACCGACAUGCUCUCGAGGGUCCAGGAUUCGGUCGAGAAGAAGCUGCUGGAGAUCAACAACUACGUCAACGAGUGGCUACGCUUUCAGUCUCUCUGGGAUCUCCAGUCUGAGCAAGUUUAUGACAUCCUGGGAGACCAGCUGGCGAAGUGGCUGCAGCUGCUCCAAGAGAUCAGGAAGACACGGCAGACCUUCGACACUACCGAGGUUAGCCGCUCCUUUGGCCACAUCACCAUCGACUACGACCAGGUGCAGACCAAGGUCAACGCCAAGUACGACCAGUGGCAGCAUGACAUCCUGAUCAAGUUCGCCAGCCGGCUGGGCAACCGCCUGAGGGAGGUUCAUGCCGAGAUUGAAAAGGCCCGCAACGACUUGGAGAACCAGCGACUCGAGGCAUCAUCCACAGAUCAGGCCGUUCAGUUCAUCACGGUUGUCCAGACCUGCAAACGCCAAGUUAAGCUCUGGGCACCAGAGGUUGAAACGUUCCGCCAGGGCGAGUCGACGCUCGUGCGGCAGCGAUACCAAUUCCCCAAUGACUGGCUGCACGCCCAGCAGGUGGACGGCCUCUGGGAGGCUCUCAACGACCUGCUCGCCCGCCGAUCGAAGGUGAUCCAAGACCAGACCGAUGCACUACUGGCCAAGAUCAACGCCGAGGACCAGCUUGUGCGAGAAAAGAUCAGGGAGGUCUCGGUGCAGUGGAACGAUGAGAAACCGGUCUCGGGCACGAUUCCUCCUGACGAGGCGUCGGCGACUCUCGCCUCGUUCGAGCAGAGGAUCACCCAGCUGCAGAACCAGUCUAUCGGCAUCGCCAAGGCAAAGGAGGCGCUCGACAUCCCUGCCGAUCCCGACACGUCCCUCAACGCCAUCCUCGAGGAAGUCAACGACUUCAAGUCGGUUUGGGCAUCGCUGUCGCUCAUCUGGAAGAAUUUGAACGAACUCCGCGAAAUGUUGUGGAACAGCGUCCAGCCUCGGAAGAUCAGGGCCGCCAUCGACGGCCUGAUCAAGAUGACCAAGGAGAUGCCUAGCCGCAUGCGCCAGUACGCCGCUUUCGAGCAUAUUCAGAACAUUCUCCGCACGUACCUCAAGGUCAACAGCCUCCUCACCGAUCUCAAGUCUGAGGCUGUGCGUGACAGACACUGGACCAAGAUCUACAAGCAGAUUAAGCCAAACAAGCGAUACUCCCCGGUGUCCAUGACUCUGGGCGACGUCUGGGACUUGAACCUCGUCGCCACCGAGACCAUCAUUAAGGACAUUAUCGCCCAGGCCCAGGGAGAGAUGGCACUCGAGGAGUUCCUCAAGCAGGUUAGGGAGAUAUGGACUGGCUACAACCUGGAUCUUGUCAACUACCAGAACAAGUGCCGUCUGAUCAAGGGCUGGGACGACCUCUUCGCCAAGUGCAGCGAGAACCUCAACUCACUCCAGGCCAUGAAGCACUCUCCCUACUACAAAGAGUUCGAAGAGGAGGCGUCGUCUUGGGAGGACAAGCUCAACCGUGUGCACGUGCUUUUCGACGUCUGGAUCGAUGUCCAGCGCCAGUGGGUGUAUCUCGAGGGUGUGUUUACCGGCAACGCCGACAUCAAGCACCUUCUCCCGACCGAGUCUGUUAGGUUCAACAACAUCAACACCGAGUUCUCGUCGGUGAUGAAGAAGGUGUACAAACAGCCAUAUGUCCUCGACGUGCUCAACAUCCCUGGCGUCCAGAAGUCGCUCGAGCGUCUGGCUGAUCUCCUCAACAAGAUCCAAAAAGCCCUUGGAGAGUACCUGGAGAAGGAGCGGGUAUCCUUCCCUCGGUUCUACUUCGUCGGUGACGAGGACCUGCUGGAGAUGAUUGGCAACAGCAACGACACCCUUCGCAUUGCAAAGCACUUCAAGAAGAUGUUCGCGGGCUUGUCGGGUCUCAUCAUGGACGAUGAGGCGAUAAUCUCUGGCUUCACGUCUAAAGAGGGCGAGGUUGUGCGGCUCAAGAAGGAGAUCUCCGUUCUCAAGACGCCACGCAUCAACGACUGGCUGGCACUGCUAGAGAACGGAAUGAAGUCGGCGCUGGCCGAGCUGCUGGCGGAGGCCGUCGAGCAGUACACCCCGAUCUUCAACAGCUCCGACGUCGACAAGGCGGCACUCAUAGAAUUCAUGGAGGUAUAUCCCAGCCAGAUCGUCGUGCUGGCCACCCAGGCCGUGUGGACCACGGCUGUGGAUCAGUCGCUCACCGAGGGUGGCGGCACUCUCCAGUCCCUAUUCGAAAAGGAGGUCCAGGUGCUGCGACUCCUCGCAGACACGGUGUUGGGCGACCUCGAGGUGCUGAUGAGGAAGAAGUGCGAGCAGCUCAUCACAGAGUGCGUGCACCAGCGCGAUGUGAUCGAGAGGCUCGUCGGCCUCAACGCCAGCACGCCCACACACUACAUGUGGCUGCUGCAGAUGCGCUAUGUCUACUCUCCUGAGGGCGACUUCCUCCAGCGCCUCCACAUCAAGAUGGCCAACGCCAAGCUUGCCUACGGCUUCGAGUACCUCGGCGUGCCCGAGCGCCUCGUCCGCACCCCGCUUACCGACAGGUGUUUCCUGACGCUCACGCAGGCUCUUUGCCAGCGCCUCGGUGGAUCGCCAUACGGUCCCGCCGGAACUGGAAAGACAGAAUCAGUCAAGGCGCUUGGUGUGCAGCUGGGAAGGUUCACGCUCGUCUUCUGCUGUGACGACACGUUCGACUUCCAGGCCAUGGGCCGCAUUUUCCUGGGUAUCUGCCAGGUCGGCGCGUGGGGCUGCUUCGACGAGUUCAACCGUCUCGAGGAGAGGAUUCUGUCGGCUGUGUCGCAGCAGAUCCAGAACAUCCAGCUGGGUCUCAAGCAGGGUGUCGAGGACGAGAAGGCCCAGAUCGAACUGAUUGGGCGCCAGCUGCAUGUCAAUGCGAACACUGGCAUCUUCAUCACCAUGAACCCGGGCUAUGCCGGUCGUUCUAACUUGCCAGACAACCUCAAGAAGCUGUUCCGCAGUGUCGCAAUGUCCAAGCCGGACAAGGAGCUCAUUGCGGAAGUCAUGCUCUACUCGCAGGGCUUCAACCAGGCCAAGCAGCUGUCCAAGCAGACAGUGCCCUUCUUCGACCAGUGCGGCGCCAAACUUUCCAAGCAGGCCCAUUACGACUUCGGCCUUCGUGCGUUGAAGAGCGUCCUUGUGAGCUCUGGUGGACUCAAGCGAGCUAGGCUCACCAAUAGCGACGGUGGCAUCGGCUCCGAGGAGGUCGUCGAGCCCGAGAUUCUUGUCCAGUCGAUUCGAGAAACAAUUGCUCCGAAGCUGAUCAAGUCCGAUGUUGAGAUUAUGAGCGGAAUUGAGGAGGUCUGCUUCCCAGGGAUAUCGUAUGUGCCAGCGAACCUGCAAAAGCUCGAAGAGGCGAUCCGUGGCCUGGCGGAUGAGAGGCAGCUGGUUGUCAACGAUACCUGGAUGACCAAGAUCUUGCAGCUGUACCAAAUCCAGGGCAUCCACCACGGUGUCAUGAUGGUGGGAAGCUCGGGAUCCGGAAAGUCUGCCGCCUGGACGCUGCUUCUCGACGCCCUGCAGAAGGUGGAGGGCGUUGAGGGCGUGUCGCAUAUCAUCGACUCCAAGGUCAUGUCCAAGGAGGCCCUCUACGGAAAUCUUGACUCGACCACGCGUGAAUGGACCGACGGUCUGUUCACUAGCAUCCUGCGAAAGAUUGUCGACAACCUGCGUGGUGAGGACUCGAAGCGCCACUGGAUCGUAUUCGACGGGGAUGUCGACCCGGAGUGGGUUGAGAACUUGAACAGUGUGCUCGAUGACAACAAGCUCCUCACGCUUCCCAACGGAGAGCGUCUCAACCUGCCCGCGAACGUGCGCAUCAUGUUCGAGGUGGAGAACCUCAAAUACGCGACCCUCGCCACCGUGUCUCGCUGCGGUAUGGUUUGGUUCAGCGAGGAUACCGUCACUCCAAGCAUGAUGGUCGACAAUUACCUCGAGACCCUGAAGUCCGUUGCCUUUGAGGACCUUGACGAGGACGUCGUGGCCACGGGCCAGAGCGCCGAGAAGGCCCUUACCGUGCAGAGGCAUGCCGCGGACCUGCUCAAGGAGUACCUCACCACUGACAACUUCAUCCUCGAGGCACUGAAGGAGGCCGAGGGCUACAACCACAUCAUGGAGUUCACCAUCGCACGCGUUCUCAACACGCUCUUCUCCCUGCUCAACAAAGCUGUCCGCGAUAUGAUCGAGUACAACACCCAGCACAGCGACUUCGCCCUGGAGCCGGAGCAGGUUGAGUCCUACAUCUGCAAGAAGCUCCUUCUCGCCCUGGUGUGGGCUCUCACGGGCGACUGCCCCCUGAACGAUCGUAAGGUCUUUGGGGACCGCGUUUGCGGCCUUGCCACCUUUGGAUCACCGCCACUGGACGGCUCAAGCUCGCUGAUCGACUUUGACGUGUCGCUGCCCAAGGGCGACUGGACACCCUGGCAAAGCCAGGUACCUUCGAUCGAGGUCAACACGCACUCCAUCACGCAGACGGACGUUGUCAUCCCAACCCUCGACACGGUCAGGCACGAGGAUGUCUUGUACUCGUGGCUUGCAGAGCACAAGCCGCUGCUCCUUUGCGGCCCUCCUGGUUCCGGCAAGACCAUGACACUUUUCAGCGCCCUCAGGAAGCUGCCCAAUAUGGAGGUUGUUGGCCUCAACUUCUCGAGCGCGACCACACCCGACCUCCUUAUCAAGACGUUUGAGCAGUACUGCGAGUACAAGAAGACGCUUAACGGAGUCGUCCUCUCGCCCACCCAGAUCGGGCGUUGGCUCGUCGUCUUCUGCGACGAGAUCAACCUGCCCGCCCCCGACAAGUACGGGACGCAGCGCGCCAUCUCGUUCCUCCGCCAGCUGGUUGAGCACAACGGCUUCUGGAGGACCUCGGACAAGUCGUGGGUUACGCUGGACCGUAUUCAGUUCGUCGGAGCUUGCAACCCUCCGACCGACGCUGGCCGUACCCCCAUGGGCGCGCGUUUCCUACGCCACGCUCCACUUAUCAUGGUCGACUACCCUGGCGAGCUCUCGCUGCAGCAAAUUUACGGAACCUUCAACUCGGCCGUGCUCAAGAUCAUCCCCUCGCUCCGCGGAUACUCGGAGGCAAUCACACAAGCCAUGGUCAGGUUCUAUCUCGAGUCGCAGCAGCGCUUCACCCCCAAGAUCCAGCCCCACUAUGUCUACAGUCCUCGUGAGCUCACUAGGUGGGUGCGCGGCGUGUACGAGGCCAUCCGGCCGCUCGAGACGCUCUCCAUCGAAGGCCUCAUCCGCAUCUGGGCGCACGAAGCCCUGCGUCUCUUCCAGGACCGUCUUGUGGCCGAGGACGAACGCAAGUGGACCGAGGACGCCGUGCGGCGCAUCGCUCUCACCUACUUCCCAACCAUUGACGAGACCAACGCUCUUGGCGGGCCCAUCCUCUUCUCCAACUGGCUCUCGAAGAACUACGUCCCCGUCGACCGGGAGCAGCUCCGCGACUUCGUCAAGGCCAGACUCAAGACGUUCUGCGAGGAGGAGGUGGACGUUCCGCUCAUUCUCUUCAACGAUGUGCUCGAGCAUGUGCUCCGCAUCGACCGUGUGUUCCGCCAGCCCCAAGGCCAUCUGAUCCUGAUUGGAGUCAGCGGCAGUGGCAAGACCACGCUUUCCCGGUUCGUCGCCUGGAUGAACGGCCUGAAGGUGUUCCAGAUCAAAGUGCACGGCAAGUACUCGGGCGAGGACUUCGACGACGACCUCCGAGAAGUGCUCCGCCGCUGCGGCUGCAAGGGCGAGAAGCUUUGCUUCAUUAUGGACGAGUCCAACGUGCUCGACUCGGGGUUCCUCGAGAGGAUGAACACGCUGCUCGCCAACGCCGAGGUUCCCGGUCUCUUCGAAGGCGACGAUCUGGCCGCUCUCAUGACGCAAUGCAAGGAGGGUGCCCAGCGCCAGGGCCUGCUGCUGGACUCGCAGGAGGAGCUGUACAAGUGGUUCACGGCGCAAAUUGUCAAGAACCUCCACGUGGUCUUCACCAUGAACCCUCCCGAGGACGGCCUCGGCUCCAAGGCCGCCACCAGUCCCGCUCUUUUCAACCGUUGCGUGCUCAACUGGUUCGGUGAUUGGUCCGACCAGGCUCUGUUCCAGGUCGGCCACGAGCUGACCCAGUCGGUCGAUCUCGACCGGCCCAGCUUCCAGGCUCCGGACACGAUCCCCAUCGCCUACAGCGGCAUCAACCUACCCCCGUCUCACCGUGAGGCCGUCGUCAACUCGAUGGUGCACAUCCAUCACUCUCUGGCACGAUUCAACGCCAAGCUCCUCAAGCAGCAGAACAAGGUCACCUUCCUCACGCCGCGACACUACCUGGACUUUGUGGCCCAGUACGUCAAGCUCUAUAAUGAAAAGCGGGAGGACCUCGAGGAGCAGCAGCGCCAUCUCAACGUCGGUCUCGAGAAGCUCCGGGACACGGUGGACAAGGUGCGCGAUCUCCGCGUCAGCCUGGCUGAGAAGAAGACGCAGCUCGAGCGCAAAGACGCCGAGGCGAACGAGAAGCUGCAGCACAUGGUGGCCGACCAGCGCGAGGCGGAACAACGCAAGGCCGCGUCCCUCGAGUUGCAGAAGGCUCUCGAGGUGCAAGAGUCCGAGGUGGCCUCGCGAAAGAAGGUGGUGCUCGAGGACCUAGCCAAGGCGGAGCCAGCGGUCGAAGAAGCCAAGGCUAGCGUCAGCGCCAUCAAACGCCAGCACCUGACGGAGGUCCGGUCCAUGAGCUCUCCGCCCCAGGGUGUCAAGCUGGCCCUCGACUCAGUGUGCACGCUGAUCGGGCACAAGGUGACGGACUGGAAGAGCAUCCAGGCGGUGGUGAGACGAGACGACUUCAUCGCCAGCAUCGUCAACUUUGACAACGAGAGGCAGAUGACCAAGUCGCUGCGGUUGAAGAUGCGCAAUGAGUUCCUUGCCAACCCGGCCUUCACGUACGAAAAGGUCAACUUCUCGAGCAAGGCCUGCGGUUCCCUGGUGCAGUGGGUUGAGGCGCAGGUCAACUACGCCGAGAUCCUAGACCGUGUCGGCCCCCUGCGCGAGGAGGUGGCCCAGCUCGAGGACCAGGCUCUUCAGACGAGGGCGAACGCCAAGGCGGUCGAGGACAACAUCGCGAACCUGGAGAAGAGCAUUGCGACGUACAAGCUCGAGUACGCCGAGCUCGUGAGCGAGACGCAGGCCAUCAAGGGCGAGAUGACUGGGGUGCAGUCCAAGGUCGACCGCAGCGUCAAGCUCCUCGACAGCCUUUCGUCGGAGAGGGUUCGCUGGGAGGAGGGCAGCAAGUCUUUCGAAACGCAGAUCAGCACGCUCGUCGGCGACGUCCUGGUCGCCGCGGCCUUCCUGGCCUACAGCGGUCUCUACGACCAGAUGUUUCGCAAGUCAAUGAUGGAGGACUGGCUCCACCAGCUGCAGCUUUCGGGCAUCAGCAUCAAGCAGCACAACCCCGUGACCGAGUACCUGUCGACGGCCGACGAGCGGCUCGGAUGGCAGGCCAACUCGCUCCCCGUGGACGAUCUGUGCACGGAGAACGCCAUCAUCCUCAAGCGCUUCAACCGGUACCCGCUCAUCAUCGACCCAUCGGGUCGUGUUACCGAGUUCCUGCAGAAGGAGAGCAAGGAGCGGCGCCUAACCGUCACCAGCUUCCUGGACGACUCCUUCACCAAGCAGCUCGAGAGCUCACUCCGUUUCGGCAACCCCAUCCUCAUCCAGGACGCCGAGCACCUCGACCCCGUGCUCAACCACGUGCUCAACAAGGAGUACCAGAAGACGGGCGGGCGUGUGCUCAUCCAGCUCGGCAGGCAGGAGAUCGACUUCUCGCCCGCGUUCAAGCUCUACCUGUCGACGCGGGACCCGUCGGCCACGUUUGCGCCCGACAUUUGCAGUCGCACGACGUUUGUCAACUUCACGGUCACGCAGAGCAGUCUGCAGACGCAGUCGCUCAACGAGGUGCUCAAGUCGGAGCGGCCCGAUGUCGACGAGCGGCGGUCCAACCUCAUCAAGCUGCAGGGCGAGUUCAAGGUGCAUCUGCGCCAGCUCGAGAAGCGCCUCCUCCAGGCGCUCAACGAGUCCCGCGGCAACAUCCUCGAUGACGACAACGUCCUCAGGACGCUCGAGACGCUCAAGAAGGAGGCGGCUGAUAUCUCGGCCAAGAUGAGCAACACCGAGGGUGUCAUGGCCGAGGUGGAGGAGAUCACCAAGGGCUACGACAUCAUCGCGCGGUCCUGCAGUGCCGUCUUCGCCGUACUGGAGCAGCUCCAUUACCUGAACCACUUCUACCGACUCUCGCUGCAGUACUUCCUCGACAUCUUCCAUACGGUGCUGCGCGAGAACCCGCGUCUAGCGGCCGAGACGGACUAUGUCAAGCGCCGGGACGUCAUAGUCCAAGACCUCUUCGUGACGGCCUACCAGCGCACGGCGCUUGGCCUGCUGCAGAAGGACCGCAUCACGCUCGCCAUCCUCUUGGCCCAGGCCUCUCCCUACAGGAUGGACCGACGUCUCAUUGACAUGAUUCUCGACGAAAAGGUGCCGGGCGCAGACCUGUCUUCCAACAAGGAUGCCAGAGACCAGGUGUUCGCCAAGGCAUCGCGGCUGUCGGCGCUCAAGGACAAGCUGGAGAAGGUGCCGAGCGCCAGCUGGGACAAGUUCCUGACGGAGGAGCAGGCCGAGAACUUUGUGCCGCAGGUGUGGGAAGAGGACACGUGGAUGAACGACAAGGCGCUGCUCUCGCUGCUCAUGGUCAAGCUCUUCCGCAUGGACCGGUUCGUUCCGGCGGCGGAGCGGUUCGCGGUGCUCGUCUUCGGAGAGGGGCUGCUGGACGUGGUGGAGGACCUGGGGGCGACGGUGUCGCAGGUGCCGCCGACGCGGCCGGUGGCGCUGGUCUCGAGCCCCGGCUUCGACGCCAGCUACAAGGUGGACUCUCUGGUGGAGCGGCGCGGAGUGAGGUGCACCAACAUCGCCAUGGGCUCCAACGAAGGCCUCGCGAGCGCCGACAAGUCGCUCAGCAACGCGGCGCAGACGGGAUCGUGGGUCCUGGUCAAAAACGUGCACCUGGCGCCAACGUGGCUACAGAGCCUGGAGAAGCGCAUGGAGUCGCUCAACCCGCACCCCGACUUCCGCCUCUUCCUGUCGAUGGAGUCGAGUACCAAGAUUCCCGUCAACCUGCUGCGGGCGUCGCGUGUGCUCAUGUACGAGCAGCCGGCCGGCGUCCGGGCCAACAUGAAGGACUCGAUGUCGUCCCUCUCGGCCAGGCCGGCCAAGAGCCCCGUCGAGCGCACCAGGCUGUACCUGCUCCUGUCGUUUCUACACGCGGUGGUGCAGGAGCGGCUGCGGUACGCGCCGAGCCUGGGCUGGAAGGGCUUCUGGGAGUUCAACGACAGCGACUACGAGUGCUCGGCCUUCAUCAUCGACACGUGGAUCGACACGGCGUCCAACAAGCGAACCAACAUUGCGCCGCAGAACAUACCGUGGGACAUGAUCCGCUACCUCAUCACGGAGAUGUAUGGAGGCAAGAUCGACGACGAGGGCGACUACAAGAUGCUAAGGCAGCUGAUCCACAAGUUCCUCACGCCCGAGGCGUACGAGAUCAACCACAAGCUGGUGGAGGCGGCGGGGGCCGAGGAGUCGGGCGGCGACCUGGUGGUGCCGCAGGGCACGUCGAUGCAGGACUUCAUGUCGUGGAUCCAGGGCCUUCCCGAGCGCGAGCCGCCCACGUAUCUAGGCCUGCCGGCCAACGCGGAGAAGCUGCUGCUCGUCGGGCUUGGGCAGUCGCUGAUUCAGAACGUCAAGAAGGUGACGGACCUGCUCGACGAGGGCGAGCAGCUGACGGUGGAGAGCUAAGGUCGAGAGUCGAGGAGCCUGGGCUUUUAUGCCUACUCAUUUUUUUUAUGUUUAUCAGAUUUGUUCCGUACUUUUUUUUUUUAUAGUUCGCCUCUGUUGGGCCAUCCCCCGCCUGCUUUGAGAUGAUUGAGACAACUUUUAGACGGCUAUCGAGAGGAGAAUGGUGUAUCUAUCGUUCAUGUUAUGCCAUCCCAUUGUCUGAUACCCCUGCCAUUCACCCUCUCUAUUACCACAAUAUUAGGAUGCCUUUUUUCGAGAUUCUACGGACCAGACGAUAGACUACCGAGGCAUUCAGAGUGGUCAAAAUCAAGCGAAGAAAGCCUUCC